This is a messenger RNA of Phytophthora nicotianae INRA-310, 477 nucleotides long. Its product is annotated as peptide-methionine (S)-S-oxide reductase. Lineage: Eukaryota; Oomycota; Peronosporomycetes; Peronosporales; Peronosporaceae. Gene Ontology annotation, molecular function: peptide-methionine (S)-S-oxide reductase activity. Bases 1 to 477 code for a protein of 158 amino acids. Gene Ontology annotation, cellular component: cytoplasm. Gene Ontology annotation, biological process: cellular response to oxidative stress. The transcript is spliced from 2 exons. The record is from RefSeq and is a predicted model, not a curated record.
AUGCUCGGCAUGGCGCUGCGUAUGAGUGCUGCCUUAGAGCAUACUCGGACGUUGAUAUCCGUGCUGUUACUCGGGUUGCUUCAAGGCAAUGUGGACAACCCCACGUACCGGCAGGUGUGUACAGGCCGCACUAACCACGCAGAGGCCAUCUGCAUCGUGUAUGACGAGUCUCAGACAAGCUACGAGGCGUUACUGAACAAGUUCUGGGCCAUUCAUGACCCAACCACACUCAACCGUCAGAAGAAUGACAAGGGCACGCAAUACCGCUCGGGAAUCUACUAUCACAGCGAAGAUCAACGUAAGGCCGCACUGGCAUCCAAGGAGGAACACCAGAAGACGCUGAUUAAGCCUAUCGUGACGGAGAUCAUGGAGGCGAAGCAGUUCUGGGAUGCGGAGGAUUACCACCAGAAGUACCUGGAGAAGGGGGGACAGUGUGCUGAUAAGGGCUGUGAGACGCCUAUCCGCUGCUAUGGCUAA